AGAAGUGAGAAUAAGAACUGAAACUUGGCACAGUUCUUUCCUCUGGCGUUUGCCCACCUCUCCUGGUACAUCGUGCUCUGGCUGAGGCGCUGACGGCCCUUACGGCUAGCGAACGACCUAAAGGAUGUUGUUUAGCACCCAGCUAUUAACCUAUCACAUGAAAUGUCAUAUUUCAGAGCAAACAUUAUUACGUCACCCACCGUUCCUUUCUGCAACUACGAGUUCCCCUCGAUACCUUCUUUUAAACAAAUUUGUAACGAAAGAAAAUGAGCGGCUCAUUUAGAAUAGCGAUCUGGGAUCCUCCAUUGAUUAUAUCUCAGAUCGUCGCUGUGCAAUGCAUCAUGUAUGUUUCUCUUGGACUAUGGAUCAUAAUACUCUUAAAUGUUCUUGCUGGACACCCUGUUUCUAUUGACUAUAUUUUUAAAUAUCAGGUAUUUUAUUUACUUUAUCAUGGACGUCUUGUUGUUGCUUGUUUCCUGUUAAAUUCUCUUAUCAGUGCUACCUCUCUUUGGGCUAUUGUUCAAAGGACAAAACUAUGCCUGGAUUUCAGCAUCACAGCAUUUUUUGUGCAUUUGGUUGCCUCCUUAAUUUACAACUCAGGAUGGCCUUAUUCAGCAUCAUGGUGGGUCCUUCAGUUUUCCUGUGUAACUAUCACAUGUGUCCUAGCAGAAUUUCUCUGCAUGCGCUCUGAAAUGAAAUCAAUUCCUCUGGGGAUGUCUGCAAGAGUAGAUCUGUAAAAGGAAUGGGCAAGGUUGGUCUGACGUAAACUGUAAAUCUGUAAAUAAAUAUUUGAUGAUUUUACACCUUAA
Molecule: messenger RNA, 809 nt
Organism: Daphnia magna
Lineage: Eukaryota; Metazoa; Arthropoda; Branchiopoda; Diplostraca; Daphniidae
Gene: Sys1
Product: protein SYS1 homolog
Exons: 3
Coding region: 267-737 (156 amino acids)
Biological process (GO): Golgi to plasma membrane protein transport; protein localization to Golgi apparatus; Golgi to endosome transport
Cellular component (GO): Golgi membrane; trans-Golgi network
Source: RefSeq, a predicted model, not a curated record